Molecule: messenger RNA, 868 nt
Organism: Sipha flava (yellow sugarcane aphid)
Lineage: Eukaryota; Metazoa; Arthropoda; Insecta; Hemiptera; Aphididae
Exons: 3
Source: RefSeq, a predicted model, not a curated record
AUGGGAUACAGGCAGUAUCUCAAGACAUAUUUGUUGGAAAAUUCUGAUUUUAUGAGAGACAUCUGCUUUUAUUGUGGCAGGAAUGCUUAUUCUCACAGAGUUAUGUGUGGCAAAAAAGGUGUUGAAUGGGUUGAAUGCACGGACUGCAAUCGUUGGAUGGUAUUUAAUUGUAUUCCUGAUGAGGAUAAAUUAGACACAACAGCAGACUAUGAACAAAAAAAUGAAGAGAAUGGGACAGAUGUUGAAGAGGAUGAGAAUACUGAGAAAUGUAGUUCUGGAGUAAUUGUUGAGGAAAUAAAUUCUGAUCAUGAAAAAGAUCAAAAUCUAAAUGUGUCCGAAUUUAUAUCAUUGAAAUUAAGUGGAAAUGAAACUUUGGAUUUCAAAGAUUGUGGUACAUGGCCUGAAAAAAUAAUAGAUUCUCAAAGAACUCAUAUUGUUAGAAUGAGAAUGAACUAUAUUGAAAAAUUGAAUCUUACUAGAUCUGAAAGAGAAGGGCGUUCUGUUAAUGUUUCUUGCUACUCCAAAUCAAAAAAUGCAUUAUUUUGUGUACCAUGCAAAUUGUUAUUAAAUUCAAACGACAAAAAUAUAUCAAAAUUAGCAUUAGAUGGGUUUAUUAAUUGGAAGAAAGUAUCAGAAAGAAUAUCAGAACAUGAAAAUUCUAAUAUUCAUAAAAAGUAUUUUUGUUCAUGGAAAAUGCUUGAAAUGUCAAUUUGUGAAGGUAAAGGAAUUGAUAUAGAGUUACAAAAUGCAAUAAAAUUAGAAGAAAAUCAUUGGAGAUUAGUAUUGAAAACAAUAAUUGACAUAAUUAUGCAUCUAGCAAUGGAGAACAGUGCUUUUCGUGGAACUGACGAAAUUGUUUUUAAUAUAG